AUGUAUGCCCCAGGAAGACCCCAUCCGCCGCCCCCCGCAGGAAGACCCAAGGAAGACCCCAUCCACCGCCCCCCGCAGGAAGACCCAAGGAAGACCCCAUCCACCGCCCCCCGCAGGAAGACCCAAGGAAGACCCCAUCCACCGCCCCCCGCAGGAAGACCCAAGGAAGACCCCAUCCACCGCCCCCCGCAGGAAGACCCAAGGAAGACCCCAUCCACCGCCCCCGCAGGAAGACCCAAGGAAGACCCCAUCCACCGCCCCCGCAGGAAGACCCAAGGAAGACCCCAUCCACCGCCCCGCAGGAAGACCCAAGGAAGACCCCAUCCACCGCCCCCCGCAGGAAGACCCAAGGAAGACCCCAUCCACCGCCCCCCGCAGGAAGACCCAAGGAAGACCCCAUCCACCUCCCCCCGCAGGAAGACCCCAUCCGCCACCCCCAGCUAA
This is a messenger RNA of Oncorhynchus masou masou (cherry salmon), 444 nucleotides long. RefSeq lists its product as uncharacterized. Lineage: Eukaryota; Metazoa; Chordata; Actinopteri; Salmoniformes; Salmonidae. The coding region runs from base 1 to 444 and encodes 147 amino acids. The record is from RefSeq and is a predicted model, not a curated record. The transcript has a single exon.